Castor canadensis (American beaver) is the source of this 2107-nucleotide messenger RNA. It is a transcript of the gene Adhfe1, whose product is annotated as alcohol dehydrogenase iron containing 1. The record is from RefSeq and is a predicted model, not a curated record. Gene Ontology annotation, cellular component: mitochondrion. Gene Ontology annotation, molecular function: metal ion binding; alcohol dehydrogenase (NAD+) activity. Lineage: Eukaryota; Metazoa; Chordata; Mammalia; Rodentia; Castoridae.
GGGAGCGGGGAGGACCGGCGCAGCCAUGGCGGCCACCCGGGCCCGAGUCGCGCACCUGCUGAGGCUCCUGCAACGCGCAGCAUGCCAGUGCCCAGCUCAUUCUCACACUUACUCCCAAGCUCCUGGACUUCCACCUUCUGGGAAAACAACAGAUUAUGCCUUUGAGAUGGCUGUUUCAAAUAUUAGAUAUGGACCAGGAGUUACAAAGGAAGUGGGCCUGGAUCUACAGAACAUGGGGGCUAAAAAUGUUUGCUUGAUGACAGACAAGACCCUCUCCCAGCUCCCCCCCGUCCGAGUAGUUAUGGAUUCCCUAGUGAGGAAUGGCAUCAACUUUCAGGUUUACGAUGAGGUGAGGGUGGAGCCAACAGACUCAAGCUUCAUGGAUGCAAUUGAAUUUGCCAAAAAGGGAGCGUUUGAUGCCUAUGUUGCUGUAGGCGGUGGCUCCACGAUGGACACCUACAAAGCCGCUAAUCUGUAUGCCUCCAGCCCUAACUCCGAGUUCCUGGAUUAUGUCAAUGCUCCUAUUGGGAAGGGAAAGCCUGUGUUGGUGCCGCUGAGGCCUCUGAUUGCAGUCCCAACUACCUCAGGAACUGGGAGUGAAACUACUGGGGUUGCUAUUUUUGACUAUGAACACUUGAAAGUAAAAACCGGCAUUGCUUCUCGAGCCAUCAAACCCACUCUGGGACUAGUUGACCCUCUGCACACCCUCCACAUGCCUGGCCAGGUGGUGGCCAACAGUGGCUUCGAUGUGCUUUGCCAUGCCCUGGAGUCAUACACUGCCCUUCCCUACCACAUGCGGAGCCCCUGCCCUUCCAACCCUAUCAUGCGGCCAGCGUACCAGGGCAGCAACCCAAUCAGCGACAUCUGGGCAGUCCACGCACUGCGGAUUGUGGCUAAGUACCUGAAGAGGGCUGUCAGAAAUCCUGAUGAUCUUGAGGCAAGGUCUAACAUGCACUUGGCAAGUGCUUUUGCUGGCAUUGGCUUUGGAAACGCUGGGGUUCAUCUGUGCCACGGAAUGUCUUACCCAAUUUCAGGUUUAGUGAAGACAUAUAAAGCAAAGGAUUACAAUGUGGAUCACCCAUUGGUGCCCCAUGGCCUUUCUGUGGUGCUCACGUCCCCAGCAGUGUUCACCUUCACAGCCCAGAUGUUUCCAGAGCGGCACCUGGAGACGGCAGAAAUAUUGGGAGCUGAUACCCGCACUACGAAGAGACAAGAUGCAGGACCUGUGUUGGCAGACACACUCCGGAAACUCUUAUUUGAUCUAAAUGUUGACAAUGGCCUGGCAGCCAUUGGUUACUCCAAGGCUGACAUCCCUGCAUUAGUGAAAGGAACACUGCCCCAGGAAAGAGUCACCAAGCUUGCACCCCGACCCCAGUCAGAAGAGGAUCUGUCUGCUCUGUUUGAAGCUUCAAUGAAACUGUAUUAAUCACCAUUUGAACUGAAAGAAUUGCCUUUGGCCAUAGUCCUGAGAGCAGAAGUUGAUCUGGCUAGAGCUUUGUCUUUUCAUCUCAACACAUAACUUACCUGUUACCAGUUUUAAUGUAAUAUAUAUUUAUCCUGCAGGAAAUUUUCCAAUGUUCAGACUUAAGCUAUUUCCAUAAAACAGGCUGGACAAAUGCCUGUGAUGUCAGACUGUUGGGCCAGAUUUCAGGGGUCAGUGUUUGUGCACCAAACCCUGUAGAAUAUUCUGCCUCAGCUCCAUGUAUCAAAUGGGCAAAUGUUCAGUAUCUAUCAAAUACAUAAAUGUUUAUCCUAUGCCCAGGAACUGCGUGUCUAGAAAUUUACCCUACAGAAAUACUAGCACACAUAUGUAAAGGAACAUGUCAAGGAUGUUUCUGGCUAGGUGUGCUAGCAUGUGCCUAUAGUCCUAGCUACGUGGGAGGCUAAGGUAGGAGGAUCCCUUGAGUCCAGGAGCUCUGGGAUGUAUGCACUAUGCCAGUCGGAUGUCCACACUAAGUUUGACAAUAUGGUGACCUCCCAGGAAUAGGGGACCAUCAAGUUGCCUAAGAAGGAGUGAACUAGCCCAGGUCAGAAAUGGAGCAUGUUGGGCUGGUGGAGUGGCUCCAUUGCCUGCCUAGCAAGCCUGAGGCUCUGAGUUCAAACCCCA